UAUGGAGCGCGAAGUCGAGAGUUGGAAAGUAAUUGCAGUGGCUGUUUAGAGUCCUCUAUGAUAAUUCCCAGGACACAGACCCGGUUUCGGUUUCGGUUUCGUCAUGAGUUUUGGAUAGGGAGUUUCCCCGCGUGUUUGCUGGAUUAAGCCCGGUCCGACGGAUGGCACUUCCCCUUCCCCAGUCGAUGCACUCCGCGGUCUCGAUAAGAUAGUCAAUUAAAGAGCUCGACAACCUGUACUAUCCGAUAGCGAUAGGAAACCCAAACAAAGCCCCGAAACAUUUCGACUCGACGGUAGCGGGAGAACACCUCUGCCUCUCCGGCCGGAGCAAAUGUUUGGCCAGAGAAAACGCUGAAAAGUGAGAGACGGCCAAGUGAAAUUUACCUGACGGCAAUCGGCGAGCAAUUAAGCGAUAAGCUCUUAUCAGGCUGCAGAUAACACUUUUCCGAGCGAGAGUCGGUACAUUUUGGUGGCCGAGAAUUAUGAAAUCGGAACUGGAAUUUUGACUCCGUUAGUUGUUCUCCGUUGGCGUCUACGUGCGGUCGUCUCCUUCGAUCGGUCGAUUUUGAUCAGUGCAGCUCGCGAGUGCCUUUCGAGUGAUUUACUUGAUUGAUUUACUCCGAUAUCUAUAGAUAAACGUACUUGAUAUAUGCCCUAGAUAAGGGUCUUGUGGCAUAAGGUGUGUGAAAAAUCUAAAUGGAAUUUAUUUCUAUCUGGAUACUUGAUUAAUAUUUUUCCUUAGAUCUGAAACUCCGUCUCAACUCUUUUAAAAACUAAAAAAUAAAGAAAACGCAGAGGCUAAUUGUAAAAGCGAAAAAAACUGUGAUAAAGAAAGGAUAAACAAAGGGGUACAAAACUAAACACGGCAAGAGGAGCCUCCUGCCGGCAGCAAAAUAAUAUACAAUUUUAAUAAAACUAAAACCCGAAGCAAAUUAAAAAGCAAGCGACGCCAAAUGCGGCACUAAAAGUAAUUAGCGACAGGAGCUGCAGGAGUUGGCAAUAAAAGCAAAGCAAAGGUGUAAUAAAUGAUGUUGCAAUCCUUGAGUCUGCACGCGGAUAAACUGAGCGGCAAUCCAGCAGCAACGGCAACAGCAACAGCGGCAGCAGCAGCAACAGCAACACAAACAGAGGCAACUUGCGACGCGGCAGCAACUGCAGCAACAACAAUGCUAACAACGGCACCUGUUGCCCAUGUUGCUAAUGGCAACAACAGCAAUUCGAGUGCCGAGAGCAGCAGCAACAACAACCAUAGCCUUUACAGCAAUAACAAUUUAAAUAGCGGCAACAAUAGCCAGCAGCAACAGCAACAGCAACAUCAGCAGAUACUGCCGGUCAAGUACGACUAUUUAGAGAAUCUAACGAGCUCGGGAGCAACUUCAGGUGCCAUUGCAGCGACAACAACUUUUACGGGAGCUGCAAAAAGUUACCAUCCCUAUUUGCGGCCCAGCGGCAACAACAGUAAUAUCGCUGCAUUAUCUACAACAACGGCAGCAGCAGCGGCAGCAACAGCGGCAAAAAUGUCGACAACAUUGUUUGAAACACUCUUGCACAACCAAAUAAAUUCCAGCCCAGCAGCAUUGCCAGCAGCAACAGCAAUCGCAGCAAUAUCUGCAGCAGCAGCAGCAGCAACAGCAGCAACAUCAGGCACCGCAGCAACCGCAGCAGCAGCAGCGGCAGCACCAGCAGCACCGUCAACCCAGCUGAAUUCCGGCAUUAAUUCCAGAACUUCAUUAGGCGACCAGGGUGGGGCCAUUGUUGUUGCCCCCGCACCACCCGUUGCUGCACCACCACCCACCAGCGGCCCAAAUCGCAAUCAAAGUCCCACGGCUGAAGGCUCCUUAAAAAUGGAACUUGUGGAGGCGAACAGUCCCGAAUUGAUCAAGGAUCAGCCGGAUGCAGACAAUAUCAAGAUGUUCGUGGGCCAAAUACCAAAGACCUGGGACGAGACGAGGCUGCGGCAAAUGUUCGAGCAGUUCGGACCCGUGCACACAUUGAAUGUGCUGCGGGACAAGGUCACAUCGAUUAGCAGAGGGUGCUGUUUUGUCACCUACUAUACAAGAAAAGCGGCCCUGCGCGCCCAGGAUGCGUUGCACAACAUCAAGACCUUGGAUGGGAUGCACCAUCCCAUUCAGAUGAAGCCGGCGGAUAGUGAGAACAGAAAUGAGCGUAAACUUUUCGUUGGCAUGCUGAACAAAAAGUACACGGAGGCCGAUGUGAGGCAGCUUUUCACGGGCCACGGAACCAUCGAGGAGUGUACUGUGCUCCGGGAUCAGGCCGGCCAGAGCAAGGGCUGCGCCUUCGUCACAUUCGCCACCAAACAGAACGCCAUCGGAGCCAUCAAGUCCCUUCACCAAAGUCAAACCAUGGAUGGUUGUUCGGCUCCGCUGGUCGUGAAAUUCGCAGACACGCAAAAGGAAAAAGACCAAAAGAAGAUGCAGCAGAUUCACGCAUUCUGCGGCAUCAAUGCGCCAAGCGGAGCGUCUGCAGGUGCGGCCACGCCCACAAUUAAUGCGGCCACCGCGCUAAUAGCCGCUCCGCCCUCGGCGGGACGUCCCAAUCCGUCGAUGGCGGCCGCCCUGGCCGCUGUGCCCCAGGUUCAGCAGGCUGGAACUGCGGCUACGGCACAAACCACCCUCGUUCCGCUGAGCUCCUCGACCGCCCUCAGUGCGUCCUUGGCGCCCAAUCUCCUCGCCAGCAACGCCCACCAGGGGGCGGCCGCCUACUUGGGGGCGGAUCCCGCAACGGCGGCCCAUCUGCAGCUUUACCAACAACUCCACGGAUACGGACUGAGUCCAGCGCACUAUCUGCCAGGACUAAAUUUCCACCACCCACCGGAAAACAGUGCCCACCACAGCCAGCACAGUCCCACCGUCGGCGCCGCAUCAGCAGCAUCUCUAUCGGCUGCAGCAGCAGCAGCAGCAUCAGCAGCAUCUCACCCACUUGGCGGCGCACCACCAUCCGCACCCACACCACCCACAAGCGGCCUCCAUUCCGCCGGGCAUGCUGCUGGCGCUGGACUGCUCGCCGCUCCAUCCCUGUCUAUGCAGAAUCUGGUAACCCUGCUAGCCACGCCCUCCGCCCACCACCAGCUGACCCUCCAUCACGGCAGCAGCAGCAACAACAACAGCAGCUCCGCCAGCAGCCUCCACAACCACCAGCGACUGACCUACGCCGCUGCACCGCCACCACCGCCCACGGCGACCACCUACAACAUGUCGCAGCUGAUCGGUCACACUGCCACGCCCACUCAGCAAGGGGCCGGCGGCCAAACGCUGACCUUGAACGCGCUGUGGCCUCCAAAUGCUGCAGACCCCUAUUCAUCAUCCCUGAGUGGACUGACAAAUGGAGCCGCCUACGGAGCCGCAUCCCAACCUUUGACUGCCAGCGCCCUUCAGGCGGCUGCCGCGGGCGUGGCUGGCAAACAGAUUGAGGGCCCCGAUGGCAGCAAUCUGUUCAUUUAUCACCUACCUCAGGAGUUCAUUGACACAGAUCUCGCGUCGACAUUUCUUCCCUUCGGCAAUGUCCUCUCGGCCAAGGUGUUCAUCGAUAAGCAGACCAACCUGUCGAAGUGCUUCGGCUUCGUGUCCUACGACAAUCCGCACUCGGCCAACGCGGCCAUCCAGGCGAUGCAUGGCUUUCAGAUCGGCACCAAGCGGCUGAAGGUCCAACUGAAACGUUCCAGGGAUGCGGCCAAGCCGUACUAGGCAGCUAUGUGGGCUGAUGUGGCCCAAAUGGGCGUGGCCAAGGCACCCAGCACACCAACAAUUCACAAUCAACGGAUGAAACUAGUGUAAACAAUUGUGCCUUCUAAGCAACGUUCUGAAACCAAAGGACCAAUUACAAAAAUGUAUAGGAUAAGUGAACACAAAACUAAAGAUAAAUAGAAAGCUUACAAAUAAAGUUCUCGAGUGCACAAAAAACUAACCGCAAAAAUCAACCCUACCAAAGAAGUAGCUUAAAAGUUGCAUCCUUCUUGUAAUCACAUUUGCUGAAAACCAUCAACCAUAUUCAUGAAAUCUAUCUAACUAUUCAACGUGGUCGGCAAACCAAUCCUACAAAUAAAAUAAAACCAAAACGAAAUACAGAAAUUGAGAGCUGCGUUGUGGCGCCAAAGUAUUUUUCAAAGCCAAAUAGUUAAGCAAAUAAAAUGAAAAACAAAAACCAAUACAGAAGAGAAAACUUAAUUUUUGCACUAUUCAAAUGAUACAACUUAGAAAAUUAAUAUUUAGUUAAAAGUUAAGGAAAUAAGAAUAUAAAUAAAAUAUAGUAGGGCGCAAAGAAACAAAAAACAUUCGAAAUUCCGUUCGUAGGGAGAAACGUUCAAAAGGAAAGCUAAAAAUAAUAUAACUAAAAAAUGGUUUAAACAGAAAACUGUUAAAAUACCAGGUGAAAAUUUAAAAAAAGCUAAAAGAAAAAUUAGCUGAUGACAUUUCUGGCUUAGCUUCGUCCUUAUUUCAAAUCUAUUUUAUAUCGUUAAUAGUUUUAAACUAUAGGUAUGCAAACGAAGCAAACUUAAAAAAAACACAAACAAUUUGUCCAAUUUGUACUUAAAUUGCACUUGAUGUCAGAGGGCAAAAUAAAAUUGAAUAAAAGUCAGACAAAUUAAAGUUUGAACAAUUUAGCCAGUAAUAAAACUACAGUUUUACUGAAAGGUGUAAAAAUAUGAAGCAAAUCAAGCGGUUUCAAAGAUUUCUAAAUAAAGAAAAAUAAUAAAUAUUUAAAAAUAUACCUA
This is a messenger RNA of Drosophila takahashii, 4732 nucleotides long. RefSeq names its product bruno 2 (gene bru2). Gene Ontology annotation, cellular component: ribonucleoprotein complex; nucleus; cytoplasm. The record is from RefSeq and is a predicted model, not a curated record. Gene Ontology annotation, biological process: regulation of alternative mRNA splicing, via spliceosome; mRNA splice site recognition. Lineage: Eukaryota; Metazoa; Arthropoda; Insecta; Diptera; Drosophilidae. Gene Ontology annotation, molecular function: mRNA 3'-UTR binding.